GUCUCGGAAGCAGGCUAACAAAUUCAGAAAUACUGAAAUGAAAGGGUUACGUCAAGGACUCUAGUAGAAUGAGUUCUUUUCACGCUGUGUUCAGUGUUGUAUCCAUUUUUGUCCAAACUGGACACGAGUCUCCUCUCCACCACGCCGCCACGUUGACCGGGCGAGAUAAUUGACACGACCAUAAGCACCACCGACCACGAGCUCAAGUAUGUGGAACUCCGCGUGUUGUUGGCACACGUGCCACUGCAACUAACCACAAUAGCGGUAGUGAUCAGCUGGCUUACAUUGAGCUGUCAACUGCAUCCGACGACGCAUGAGCUGCAGGAAGUGACACUGAUGAAACUUCUUUAUCUCUACGACCCCGAGGCUUGUCAGCAAGUCUACUUCUACAACUAUACUGUUCUUCUAAGAGACAGUCUUUCAUUAAAAUCAGUACAAUGGAUUGUGAAGAAUGAAUGCGCUACGAGUUUUAGAGGAAAAAUCAAGAUCUGGAUGGUUCUUCAUAUACUGUGGCUGUUCUUCUGUUUACUAAACAAAGCUCAAGGCACCAGGGCAUAUGGGUUCUACGCUUCCCUGCUACCUUUUACUGCAUGCGGAAUCGCCUUGCUUGUCUACGACUUGGUGUUGGUUGCAUUGUUUCUGUCCGAUACUAGCAAAACUGGGACUGAAGGAGACAUUAUCAAAUACAUCGAUGACUACGGCGGCAAAGUCGGGAGCAUCAACAAAACCAACGUCGACAAGCCGUUUGCAAGUUUCUUUCUCCCCGACGUCGAAACAGGGGUCGACACUUCUUGGAUCUCUUUACUCUUCGCAUACGCGAGCUGUCGUGGUAUCGUUCAGUGGGUCAUUAAUUUCUGGAUUGUCGUUGAUAAUUAUUAUCAAGGGUUAUCUAUUAAUCGUAAACUAAAUGCAAAGAAAGAUGGUGAUGGUGGCCGAAGUUCGGUGUUGUCACUUUGAUUCCAUAUCAUAUAAUAUCUUGGGCAACUCUUGGCGAUGUAGCCAUUUUCAUUUCUGACCACCCACAGCCAAGUCCUUGACCUCUAUACGAAAUCUAUUGAGAGAAAGUACUGUAGUCAACGUUCCCACACAGUGCAAUAGCCAAAUUUUCAUAACACAUCUCAAGACUUUGAUAUUGUGAAAGUAUUAGCGGUGUUGAACUACUGGUGGCCAUAUGAAAAUUUGUUCCAUUGGACAACAAAUUAUAAUCCUAUUGGUACCAGCCUGAACGUAUAAAGCUUGUUGGUGAAAAAUUUAUCUCUUACAUUAUCAAAUAUUAGCCCCUUUAUGUCAGGAAGCUGAUGCAAUCGCUAAACCUUCAUUCAUUUGGUCGUCAACCGAAG
Messenger RNA from Hyposmocoma kahamanoa, 1340 nucleotides. RefSeq lists its product as uncharacterized. NCBI's taxonomy places the organism in Eukaryota, Metazoa, Arthropoda, Insecta, Lepidoptera, Cosmopterigidae. The transcript has 6 exons. The record is from RefSeq and is a predicted model, not a curated record. Bases 337 to 957 code for a protein of 206 amino acids.